AUGCUUUCAUUACAAUUAGCUCACCAGUUGGUGAACAAACAUGUAUUACUUGUUGGAUGUGGAAACGUAGGAAUGACUAGGGUACUGAAGCUUAUCCCGACCGGUUGUAAGCUAACAAUAGUUUCCCCUUCGUACGAAAAAGAACUCAAUGAAUUUCUGCCUAAGUCCAGUGAUGGAAGUAAUGUAGAACUUCCCGAGGAUUUUAUUAACCACGACUGGACCCCUGAGAUCGGCCAGAUCUACCGUUUGCUUCACAGGGAGUUUCAGGACUCUGACAUCAAACUACAUAGAUUUGAAAUCGUUUUAACCUGCAUUCCAAAUGAAACCCUAAGUACUCAUAUUUACAAAUUGUGCAAACUUGGAGACGGUGCAGGUGUGCUCUGCAACGUGGCUGACGUUCCCACUCGAUGCGAUUUCUAUUUUGGAAGCAACUGCCUGCUAGGAAAUAAUGGAUUGCAGGUGAUGAUUUCGUCGAAUGGGGUUUCUCCAACGCUGACUACAUUAUUAAAACAGGAUAUCGUCGACAAAUACGGUGACCUAGAUUGGGAUGAGAUGUGCCGGAGGUUGGGCAACUUGAGGGCAAAAGUUCGUGAACUAAGUUCACAGAUGACUGGAACCUCCAAAGCGGAAGUCAUCAAGUACAGAAUGGAGUGGGUUAAAAAGGUCACCAGUACCUUCGGGAUAUCUGGAUGUAGCAAAAUGAACGUUGAUAAACUAUGUUCUUUAUUUGAAACAAUGGCCCUCCAGGGACCAGGUAAAACGUCUCUAGACUUUCCAGAAACGCUAAAAGAUGAUUAUACAAGCUUAGCUUAG
Molecule: messenger RNA, 813 nt
Organism: Eremothecium sinecaudum
Lineage: Eukaryota; Fungi; Ascomycota; Saccharomycetes; Saccharomycetales; Saccharomycetaceae
Gene: MET8
Product: bifunctional precorrin-2 dehydrogenase/sirohydrochlorin ferrochelatase MET8
Exons: 1
Coding region: 1-813 (270 amino acids)
Biological process (GO): siroheme biosynthetic process
Molecular function (GO): protoporphyrin ferrochelatase activity; precorrin-2 dehydrogenase activity
Source: RefSeq, a predicted model, not a curated record